CCAUCAUCAUUAUCAUCAUCUCCAAAUUCAAUCUAGAUUUUCUCAGUUGAUCAAAAAUGGCACCAAAAGGAGAAAAGAAGCCAGCAGAGAAGAAACCCGCAGCCGAAAAACCCAUCGAGGAGAAGAAAACCGCCGCCGAGAAAGCUCCGGCAGAGAAGAAACCAAAGGCCGGUAAGAAACUACCAAAGGAAGGAGGAGCAGCAGCUGCCGGAGAUAAGAAAAAGAAGAGAAAUAAGAAGAGUAUUGAAACUUACAAGAUCUAUAUCUUUAAGGUUUUAAAACAAGUUCAUCCUGAUGUUGGAAUCUCAAGUAAGGCUAUGGGAAUCAUGAACAGUUUCAUUAAUGAUAUCUUCGAGAAGAUUGCUCAGGAAAGUUCUAAACUUGCUCGGUAUAAUAAGAAACCCACGAUUACUUCUCGGGAGAUUCAGACUGCUGUUAGACUUGUUCUUCCUGGUGAAUUGGCUAAACAUGCUGUUUCUGAAGGUACUAAGGCUGUUACUAAGUUUACUAGUUCUUAGAUUUGAUUAUGGGUUUUGUUGGGUUUGUUCUAGUUUUAUGUAGUUGAUGUUUUAAUUAUCUUAUUGUAUAUUUUGGCUUUUAAUUAACAUGUUUUAGAUCUAUGUUGCUGAAUUGAUUAGGUUAUGUGAUGUAAUGUAAUGCUUUUUACUAUAUAGUAAUCAAGUUCUUUUCA
Molecule: messenger RNA, 691 nt
Organism: Impatiens glandulifera
Lineage: Eukaryota; Viridiplantae; Streptophyta; Magnoliopsida; Ericales; Balsaminaceae
Product: probable histone H2B.1
Exons: 1
Coding region: 57-518 (153 amino acids)
Biological process (GO): nucleosome assembly
Cellular component (GO): nucleosome
Molecular function (GO): protein heterodimerization activity; DNA binding; structural constituent of chromatin
Source: RefSeq, a predicted model, not a curated record